This is a messenger RNA of Mangifera indica (mango), 1445 nucleotides long. RefSeq lists its product as uncharacterized. The transcript is spliced from 5 exons. NCBI's taxonomy places the organism in Eukaryota, Viridiplantae, Streptophyta, Magnoliopsida, Sapindales, Anacardiaceae. The record is from RefSeq and is a predicted model, not a curated record. Bases 178 to 1158 code for a protein of 326 amino acids.
UUCAAUUACUUGUGAGCCAGGUGGCAGUCAUGCUUGGACUUCCAUUUUGGCACAAGGGGGAUUCAUUUUGAUCUACCCUUUUUAGUCCUAGUCUUAAGUGACAGGGCAUUUCACUCUUUUAACAAGACAAGAGCUCAGCUCACGAUCACACGGAUUGAGGUUUAAUUUCCUCUGAAAAUGGCAGACCCUUCUGGCUCUACCCUGCAAACCGAUAAAACCCUAGAGUUCAGUAGUGGGGUACAGGAGAAUAAUUUUCUGGAGCCAGUUCCACCAUUUCAAAGUGGUGAAGGUUUGCCUUAUGCUCCAAUAAAUUGGCCAAAUCCCGGUGAUACUUGGGGUUGGAAGGUUGGAAGGAGGUUCAACUCUUCGGGGUACUAUACAGAUAGAUCUUUGUCCCUUCCAAGAAACCUUCACAAGCCCAAUGUUCCAAAACAGUUCCCAAGUAAGCUAGCAGUUGAACGAUAUAUACAGUCUGAAUUCCCGGAUGCAGACACUGAUGCAUUUUGGGCCUCUUUCAGUUGGAAGGUCCCUGCACUGAAGAAUUCAACGGGAGUGGAAGCUAAACCACCGAGUGCAGUGCAAGCUACCCCGGCAAGUGCAGAGAAGGUUGAAGAAGGCAAAGAAGAAAAUCCUGUUGCUACAAAUAGAAAAAGGAAAUAUACAGCUGCUAAAACAGUAGCCAAUCAGCGAACUCGGCGAUCUCUUCGACAGGCAGUCCCAGCUACUAAAGAUACAAGCGGAUCAAAUGGAAAUGAAGAGGUAACAUCAAAUGCAACAAGGAAAGAUGUGAACAGUACGGCUGAAUUUCAGGAUGAUCAACCUGACAAUGGUUCAUUUGAGCAAAGCGAUUCUGACUGUAUGCCUGAGGACUUCAAUAACUAUCUUGAUUCUUUGGUUGGCAAUCUUGCCUAUCCUGCAACCGGUAAUUCUCUUGCCCAGGAACAUGAAUUGGGUCAAAAUCAAGUCCUCAAUGAUAAAGAAAAGGAAAAAGUCAUCCAGCAGCUUCAGGUAGAAAUAGAUUCCAACUUAUCGAUUGUCCAAGAAAUUGAUAACCAGAUUACCCAGCUCCAUUGCCGACGAGGAGAGCUUAUAAGAAAAAAUGAGAAUAAGAAGCGAUUAAUAGCUAAGAUAGCCAUUGAUGACCAAAAGGUGCGAUGAAUCAAGUUGAGUUAAAACUCCAAAGAUCCUGAAUGAGAAAUCUGAAGAAAGAGAAUGCAGGGAAGCAAGAGAUGGAAAUCCUGAACUAAUCUAGAUCCAGUUAAUGCUUUUGCAGCUUUGCCUGAUUUUUUUAUGAUAAUGCUGUAGCUUUAUUGUAGCUGGAACUUCUGAUUUCCUUGCUAUGCAUCCAUCUCGGUGUUGAAUUAUGUUGUACUUGAACUCUUCACUUUGAUAUUGUAAUCGAACUGAGAUAUACGGAAUCUGCAAUGCAUGAACUUAUAAGAAAA